AUGUCUCUGAGUCAGCUGCAAAAAGGCGGAGCAGAGUGUGAGGCAGACUUUGCCACUCUGGAGAAGCAGCUGAUGUGUCCCAUCUGUACGGAGCUUCUUCAAAAGCCCAUCGUCAUCCUACCCUGCCAGCACAACCUAUGUAGGAGGUGUGCCGAUGCGCUCUAUCAGUCUCAGAACACUUUGAUGCUGAGCAGCGGCAGCUUUUGCUGUCCAUCAUGUCACCAGAAGGUGGUCCUGGAUUGCCACGGUGUCUACGGCCUGCAGCGCAAUCUUCUGGUGGAGAACAUUAUCGACAUAUACAAACAUGAAGUCUGCGGUCACAGUGGCAGCAGGUCCCUCCCUCUCCCGCCUUCGCUUCCUGCUCAGGUGAUUUGCUCACAGCACUCGGACGAGAAGGUCAACAUCUACUGUGUCUCCUGCCAGCUGGCCAUCUGCUCCCUCUGUAAGGUUUUUGGAGAGCAUGAGUCCUGCCAGGUGCAAUCUCUGGAAGAUGCCAUGCAGCACAAGAAGGACGAACUGAGGGAAAGUGUGGCUUCAGUGGUGGAGAUCAACCAGAAAAUUAGAGCAAUAAUGGACGAGCUCGAUGAAAAGUGCAGGAAAAUCGAGGAGACCUGCAAGACUCACAAACAAAAUGUAUACGACAAGUUCAGACGAAUGUCCUCAAUCGUGGAGGAAAGACUUAGUGCCAUGACGGAGAGAAUCAGCAAAGAAGAAGAAGAAAAGGCAGGCGGUGUCCGGCUGCUUGUGCGUUGCUAUGGAGAUAGUGUAGAGGCUAACCGGAAGUUGUUGGAGAAAGCAGUCAGCGCUUUGGAGGAUCCCGACAUGGUGGAUUUUAUUCAGGCAGAACCAACAUUGGCGCCUCCUGAAUGCUCUAUCCAAGAUCGGCCUAUAGAAUGUGAGAAGGAGCAAGUCCUUAUGAAAGAGGAGGCGCAAGGAGAGGCUAAGGAAUGUUCUGCAUCGCAGGAGGAAAUGGCUGCUCAAAUAAACACGCAACAGGCUGUCAUUGCACUGUUCUACCUCGUGGCCUUCCUGGUUCUCUUGCAGAAGGCUUGGUCCUACAUAGGCUGCUUUAUCAUCAGAUCUGUUGAUGGGAUGCUGCCAACAGGAGACGUGCACCAGCCGGGCAAGCGAGUGACCCGCAUUGCGAUGAGAACGUGCGUUCAUACGGAGGAGAAUGGACGAGUAGUGGAGAAAACAGAGGAAACUUCAAAGGCAGUCUGCUGGAUGGCAACGGAGCGGACGAGAGGACGCUAUACAGUUGUGGGUUUGGUGGAGGCCAUUGGCGGCGCCUGCAAAGUGAGGUGGUGA
Nerophis lumbriciformis (worm pipefish) is the source of this 1308-nucleotide messenger RNA. The record is from RefSeq and is a predicted model, not a curated record. NCBI's taxonomy places the organism in Eukaryota, Metazoa, Chordata, Actinopteri, Syngnathiformes, Syngnathidae.